Bacidia gigantensis is the source of this 804-nucleotide messenger RNA. RefSeq lists its product as uncharacterized. Lineage: Eukaryota; Fungi; Ascomycota; Lecanoromycetes; Lecanorales; Ramalinaceae. Gene Ontology annotation, molecular function: phosphoric diester hydrolase activity. The record is from RefSeq and is a predicted model, not a curated record. The coding region runs from base 1 to 804 and encodes 267 amino acids. Gene Ontology annotation, biological process: lipid metabolic process. The transcript has a single exon.
AUGAUCCACCUCAAGAGCCAAAUUCCCCACAAUGACAUUCAAAGAGUAAUUGCCUCAUGGGGUCGACCCGACACAAUCACAGCCAAUCAAUCACACUACCCUACAGAUUUCAGCCGCGACAUCCAUCCUAUCCCCUGCCAUUCCCACAACGACUACGACCGCCGCGUCCCUCUUUACGACGCUCUCGCUGCCGGCUGCCUUUCCGUCGAAGCAGACGUAUGGUAUUCUCCCCGCGAUCUCCUUGUUGGACACUCCCUCAAUUCCCUCACCCAAUCCCGAACUCUGCAAUCCAUGUACAUCGACCCCCUGAUCUCCAUCCUCUCCCACCAAAACCCUAAAACAAUUGACGGCGUGGAGACCAACACUAGCUCCCUCCACGGCAUAUUCGACGAAAGUCCCUCCACCCCGUUGAUCCUCCUCAUCGACGUCAAAACCGACGGCGCCAAAACCUUUCCCUUUGUAGCAAAUGCACUGGAGCCAUUUCGCUCCCGCGGCUGGCUCACACACUACAACGGCUCCGCGGUCAUCCCUGGCUUGAUCACCGUGGUGGGGACGGGCAACACGCCCUUCAACCUACUCACGGCAAACACCACAUACCGGGACAUCUUCUUCGAUGCGCCCCUGGCAGACCUCUGGGGCGAAGACGCACCGGCAGAUGCUUCCCACCUCUACGACGCUACCAAUUCCUACUACGCGAGCACAGACUUCGAUAAGGCGGUCGGAAAGCUCUGGCAUGGGAUGUUGGCGCCGUUGCAAGUGGAGAGGAUCAGAGGGCAGGUUGGGGAGGCCCAAAAAAAGGGUUGA